Messenger RNA from Glycine soja, 1500 nucleotides. Its product is annotated as poly(U)-specific endoribonuclease-B-like. Gene Ontology annotation, molecular function: RNA endonuclease activity. NCBI's taxonomy places the organism in Eukaryota, Viridiplantae, Streptophyta, Magnoliopsida, Fabales, Fabaceae. The transcript is spliced from 7 exons. The coding region runs from base 52 to 1245 and encodes 397 amino acids. The record is from RefSeq and is a predicted model, not a curated record.
CGGCCCGGAUGCAUUUAUACUUACACCGAAUCACGAGGCGACAACAUCGACAUGGAGGGUCUCAUCAACGGCUUCAUCAACGUUGCUCUCGGAGCUGAUGGUGGCGAUCGGGAAGAACAACAACACGGGAGAGACGACCGUAGUAGAAGCUCCUGGGCUGAAGUCGUCUCCCAGGAUCAACAAGAUCACCCUCUUCCUCAUCACCAACACAAGGAACAAUAUCGUCCUCAGUACGAGGAGCCCCAAUCUCAAAGUUCCUACAAACCCCAGAAGGUGGAUGAAGGUGAAGAUGGAUGGCAGACUGUUGGUAGAAAGCCUUCAAGGCAUCCACAUAAGGUUCAAAAGGACAACUGGAACAGCUAUAAACGACCUGCUGAUGAGCAAGAAUACUCUAAUGAGGUUGAAGUUGGUGCUGAUGUGGAGCCCUCAGAAGAUGAACUUGCUGAUCUGUCAAGAGCUUGUGAAAAACUCUGGGCUCUUGAUUUAAAUCGUUUGGUACCUGGCUUACACUAUGAAAUUGACUGUGGAGAAGGGAAAAAGGUAUACCAAAAGGAAGAUAUGGCACAGGGGAGCUUGUUUACUUGGGUUAGCGAUGAUGUAUUCAGAAAGCCUACAUUUGCCCGUUUUCUUUCACUUUUAGAUAAUUACAAUCCACAUCAAGGAUGUAAGGAAGUAGUCACAUCUGAAGAGAGACAAGAGCAAGCUUCUUUCAUAGAAGAAAUCAGUAGAACAGCACCAAUUAAGUAUCUUCACAAGUAUCUUGCAUCCAAGCAAAUUGUAUCAGGGAAUUACCAAGAUUUCAAAAGAAUGAUUACCAGUCUGUGGUUUGACCUUUAUGGCCGUGGUGGCACUUCUGGUUCCUCUUCUGCUUUUGAACAUGUUUUUGUUGGAGAAACCAAACAAUGUGGUGAAGUUUCUGGCUUUCAUAACUGGCUGCAGUUUUACCUUGAAGAAGCAAAGGGGAGAGUUGAUUAUCAAGGAUAUAUUUUUCCCCGUCGACGGGGAGAAACUCCUGACUCUGAAGCUCAGCUUCUGACUAUUCAGUUUGAAUGGAAUGGUGUCCUAAAAUCUGUAUCCAGCACUUUGGUUGGAGUGAGCCCUGAAUUUGAAAUUGCUUUGUAUACCCUGUGUUUCUAUGUUGGUAGGGAGGAUAACCACAUUCAGCUUGGUCCAUAUGGGGUUAAUAUCAAGUGCUAUCGAUUGGGUGAUCGAAUUGGAUCUGUUUUCCCCAUUGCAGAUUCUUGAAUUUUCAGUUUCCAGCAUUGGUAGUAGUUGUUCCCUAUGAAAUCGUUUGUUAUGCAUACUUGAGAACUUGUAACUCAUGGGUGUAAAGGCAACAAUACCAAUUAGAUCAAGUAGUACAAGGUAGCACAAUAUUUACUGAAUUACAUACAUUUGGUGGUUCUUUUGUCUUGUAUGAAGACAGAAAUUCUUGUGGAACUAGUUUACUUAAUUUCUUCAUUAAGUCCUUAAUGAUAUGCUAGUAUGUUGUUAUUAAAA